Messenger RNA from Populus nigra (black poplar), 492 nucleotides. RefSeq names its product probable small nuclear ribonucleoprotein G. The record is from RefSeq and is a predicted model, not a curated record. Gene Ontology annotation, cellular component: U1 snRNP; precatalytic spliceosome; P granule. Gene Ontology annotation, biological process: mRNA splicing, via spliceosome; spliceosomal snRNP assembly. The transcript has 4 exons. Gene Ontology annotation, molecular function: RNA binding. Lineage: Eukaryota; Viridiplantae; Streptophyta; Magnoliopsida; Malpighiales; Salicaceae. The coding region runs from base 110 to 352 and encodes 80 amino acids.
AGAGGCAAACAAAUGCAGUGCCCCUUCAAUCGAGCGCUCGUUCUCCUGCUUUCUAUCGCGACCAGCACAUAAAAAAAAAAAAGAGUCCAUCAAAGUCUUCGUUUCAGUCAUGAGCAGAUCGGGGCAGCCACCAGAUCUCAAGAAGUACAUGGAUAAGAAGCUUCAAAUCAAGCUGAAUGCAAAUAGAAUGGUGGUCGGAACACUCCGUGGGUUUGACCAGUUCAUGAAUUUGGUGGUUGACAACACCGUGGAGGUGAAUGGUGAUGAGAAAACCGACAUAGGCAUGGUGGUGAUCAGAGGCAAUAGUGUUGUCACUGUUGAAGCGUUGGAACCUGUGACCAGAACGCAGUGAUGAAUGGUUUUGUACUCGUAGCGUUCUAGGAUGGCUUUUAACUCUUAUGCUUUUUUACUCAGAUGUGUACAAUUGUAUGAGAUGAAGAAGUUUAAUAUUUUAUGACGCAAUGAAGGUCAUAUGAAUCCUUUAUUUGACCA